AUGGGCCCAGGAUCACAGAAAGCAGUGAGGUUUGAAUCCCUAUGCAAAAUAUGCCAUUCUUCUCAAUCAAUAUACAAAUGUCCUGCUUGUUUGUGUAAAACAUGCUCCCUUCUCUGUUCCAAUACACACAAAUUGCAGUUUCAAUGUAAAGGUUUUGUUGAUUCAACAAAAUAUCAUUCGAAAUCAGAGAUAGCUCAACAUUCAGAUAUUAUUUUAGGAAGAGAUUACAAUUUUUUGUUAAAGGUUGGUAGGAAAAUCGAAGUUAGCAAAAAUGAUGAAAACUUUAUAAAAUUAGAGAAAUCCAUUCUAAGUAAUCAAAAUACUCAUCGAGCAAAUUUCCAAAAAAAUAUCAUGUUGAACAAUGGCGACCAUUUGACGAUAAACAACAAUAAUCAUUACUAUAAAAACAAGAAAUAUAAAAUUAUCAAAUUGCCCCAUGGCAUGAACAGAUCCAAAAAAAAUAGGUCCGGUUAUGACAAUAAAAACACUUCAUCAAAUGCUUUUUACUGGACUGUAGAAUGGGCAUAUUUGAACUCAGAAUUAUUAACCAGUUCCAAAAAGAUUGAUUCUAAUCUUGAAAAAUUUUACUCAAAGAAGUUUUUCACCGAUAGAUUGUUAGAUUCUAGUAAAAUUAAAGACAUGAUAUUAAAGCAGCACAGGAAAGAUUAUUGGUCAAAAUGUUAUAACGAGUUCAAAGGAAUAAAUGAAAAUAAAACUGGAGACUCGGCAGCAGCAGCAAAAUUAUCUAAAUCUCAACUCACUGAAAUAGUUGAUCAAAAAUAUCCCUUACCGAGUUACGAUCUUUUUAUUCGAAAAAUUGAUUCUCCUGCAAAUACAAUGGUAUUAAUAAGAGCAAUCAACGAUAUAAAUGAUCCAAAAAAUGAUCAAAUUUCUAUAGCCGAUGUGUUGAGUGAUGUGACAGUAGUUGAAUAUCCAAUUUUUUUUCUAUGUGAGUCAGGAAGGUUGAAUAGCAUUUCCAAAAUAUCUAUCAUAAAUAAGAAUGAUGGAUCUAGAAAAAUCAAUAAUGACAAGAAAACAUCAAACAAUCUUGUCAAAUACAAUGAAUCUCUGGAUUCUUCUGAUAGUGAUAGUACUACUGAUAGUAAAAGCGAAAGCGAAAGUGAAAGUGAAAGUGAGAGUGAAAGUGAUAGUGAUAGUGAUAGUGAUGAACCUCCAGACGAAGAUCCAAUUUCAUGA
Ascoidea rubescens DSM 1968 is the source of this 1197-nucleotide messenger RNA. It is a transcript of the gene BCD1, whose product is annotated as Bcd1p. The transcript has a single exon. The coding region runs from base 1 to 1197 and encodes 398 amino acids. The record is from RefSeq and is a predicted model, not a curated record. NCBI's taxonomy places the organism in Eukaryota, Fungi, Ascomycota, Saccharomycetes, Ascoideales, Ascoideaceae. Gene Ontology annotation, biological process: box C/D snoRNP assembly; maturation of LSU-rRNA from tricistronic rRNA transcript (SSU-rRNA, 5.8S rRNA, LSU-rRNA); snoRNA localization. Gene Ontology annotation, cellular component: pre-snoRNP complex; nucleus.